GAGGGAGCAUAAGUUUGGAACUAUACAAAUGGGCCUGAAAUUCGAGGAGCAACAAUUAUACAAACGGCCCGGCAACUCUUCUCCCACCCAACCAGCCGCCGCCGCCCGUCCGCGGCCAGAACUCCGGGACCAACUCCGCGUGCUGCGGGUUGCAGAAUCGCUCAGAUGGACGGUGCCGAAGGAGCGGUCGGCGUCGACCAAGCGGAAGGCAGGCAGCCGCCGAAGACGCUGGUUGACUGGGCGCUGGAGAUCCUCGACACGGCCGACCCCGACGAGAAGGCCCGCAUCGGCGACCUCGCCGCCGCCCAGUGGCUGCGCGGGGACAUCCCGCUCCCGUACGACCCGGCGCAGCCCCCGCGCGACCCGCCGCAACGCCCGGCGCGGAGCGAUGCGGUGCGGCUGCUCCCGCCUUCCCGGAUGCCGAAGCUGGGGAAGGGCGGCAGCCUCCAGAGCCGGCUGGCGCUGCUGCACUCGCUGGCGCACAUCGAGAGCUGGGCCGUCGACCUCUCCUGGGACAUCAUCGCCCGCUUCGGCGCGCAGCUGCGCAUGCCCCGCGAGUUCUUUGAUGACUUCGCCCGUGUCGCGCAGGACGAGGGGCGGCACUUCGCGGUGCUCUCCGCGCGGCUGCGGGAGCUGGGGUCGCACUACGGCGCGCUUCCUGGACAUGAUGGUCUCUGGGACUCGGCGAUGAGCACGUCGGGCUGCCUCCUCGCUCGCCUCGCCGUCGAGCACUGCGUCCACGAGGCAAGGGGAUUGGAUGUCCUCCCGACUACCAUAUCAAGAUUCCGUGCUGGUGGGGAUGAACAAACGGCCAAACUACUUGAAGAUAUUAUUUAUCCUGAAGAGAUAACACACUGUGCGGCUGGUGUUAGAUGGUUUAGAUACUUGUGCCUCCGGCGCUGCAUCGAUGAUCCAAUUGCAGAUUCAGUUCCUCAGUUCAAACCCCAAUGCUCUAAGCUACCAGAAGAUGAUACUCGUGAUGGAUUGGCAGACAAGCUGCCACAAGUGGAGGAUGGACCGGCAAAAUGUAAACUGGGCAACAAACAGGAUCACGAUGAAGCAGCAGUCAUUAGGACAUUCCACAGCAUCGUAAGGGAGCAUUUCCGAGGACCCCUGAAGCCCCCCUUCAACACUGAGGCGAGGAAAUCAGCUGGAUUUGAGCCUGCCUGGUAUGAACCCCUGGCAGUGAAGGAGGUAGAGGCACAAACAAUCGAGUAAAAAUGAAGUGUAGUGUUUUCGCUGCCUUUCUUGUAGAAUCUGGUGUUUGACAGAGAGGCACUGCUGAACUGUUGAUUAUGGAUUGACAAAAAAACGGAAUGAUCUGUGGACCAAUCAAAACCAAACCAAGAAAUGUACGUGGAUUUCACUGUGAAUUUGUGUUUUCAAUUUUAUUUUAGAAUAUGCAGUAUCGUUUUUGAUUU
Brachypodium distachyon (stiff brome) is the source of this 1421-nucleotide messenger RNA. RefSeq lists its product as uncharacterized. The transcript has 2 exons. The record is from RefSeq and is a predicted model, not a curated record. NCBI's taxonomy places the organism in Eukaryota, Viridiplantae, Streptophyta, Magnoliopsida, Poales, Poaceae. Bases 166 to 1218 code for a protein of 350 amino acids.